Molecule: messenger RNA, 1525 nt
Organism: Moneuplotes crassus
Lineage: Eukaryota; Ciliophora; Spirotrichea; Euplotida; Euplotidae
Source: the annotation of a GenBank genome assembly
UUAUAAUAUUAAAGUAAAAAUGAAUUUAAAUUUGUGAUUAGAACAACCCAAUGGGAUUUUUUGGAAUGGACAAGAAUGCAAUGAAGGUUUUGAACAAAAAAGUCUUUUUUGAUGGGAUGAUGAAGAUUGGUGGAAUAAAAAUCAGACAUUUAAGCAUAUGCAUCCGCUGAACUGUAUUACUCAAAAGUUGAGAGAAUUUGAGGAGAAGGAUGAUUAUAAGGCUGUUACUUAUCAGCCUUGGCACACCAUAGAGAAAUUUCAUCGAUCAGAGAUUAAUUCUGAUAUAAAUUUCCCCAAUCUAAUCAAAGAUCUUUGUCCUUCUUACUUAUUAAACAAGCAAAAAUUUUCUCACAGUUCUAAUUUAUCGGAAAUGUUUCCGAAUUCUGAUCCAGAUGGAAUUCUAUUGAAUCCAAAAAUAGGAAACUCCGAAAAUUCAGAAAAUGAUUCCCAAAAUGACUUAUUUGGCGCUCAAUAUCCCCCAAACAUGACUAACUCUACUAAAGCUUUAGAGAGUAGGUUAAAACCUUCUUCGCUUGUGAACCUCCAAAGAGCAACCAUGGGUUCACCUACAAUUCCUGAGAACAAAAUCUUACAGAAUAAUUUUGACUCCCUUUCAGUCUCAGAAACUCACAAAUUCCAGAAUGAAGAGUCUCAGGAUAGCUUGGAAGAAGAAAAAUUAUCCACUAACUCUGGAUAUAAGGAAUUAGAGACUUCAUUAGAAGAAGAAAUCACCCAAUUUUAUUCCAAGAUGAAGCUAUUCUCUCGUCUUUUUGAUAUAAGGAAUGAAGAUAAAAUUCUGCAAACCUUCAAGGAUAUUGUCCAGAAGAAAAAGCAACCAAUGAUGAAGGCCUAUAUUGAUUAUCAAUUAAAAAAGAAACAAAAACAGACUGUUGGAAGGGAUCAGAUGGUGGCCACGAGGAAAGAGAAUGAAGAAAAGAAAGAGAAGAAAGAACAGAAAAAUAAGGACAUAAAAACAAAAGAUCCCAAGCAAUUUAAAAGAAAUAGAAUAGAUAAUAAAUUCACAUCAAAAAUAAAGUUAAUAAAACGAGUGAUGAACGACUUGAUUAAUUUGGAAGGGUUUUACCCUCAUAUUUAGUCCAUACCGAGGGAAUGGACUCAAAGCCCAUGCACAAGCAUUUCUGUAUGGAUUUAUACCAUUGUUUUAUCCUUUCGGAGAGCCUGAAGAAUCUAUUUCUGAGGAUCAUAGGAAAAUCAGAGAUAAAUUGAAGAAGACAUCACCUUUUAUUUUAUUUUCACAUUGACUCACAUUGAGAAGUCAGUCAAAGCCAAAAGAACUGUUAAUAAAGCAAUUAAAAGGAAAACUAGGAGAUGAUAUUGAGCUACCUUCAGAGAAGGAGCUGGAUGAACUAAUAAAACUUGCGAACUCUAGCACAUCAAAGAAGACGUUCAAAAACCUAUGUGAGAAGAAUGUAGUGGCUGCAUUUUUAGAGAAGGAACUAUUCGAAGCACAACCAGGCCGCUUGGCAGAAGUAAUUGGGGACGGUCGCUCUAUUUUAUAAGUAUA